Messenger RNA from Jatropha curcas, 924 nucleotides. Its product is annotated as ribonuclease 3. NCBI's taxonomy places the organism in Eukaryota, Viridiplantae, Streptophyta, Magnoliopsida, Malpighiales, Euphorbiaceae. Gene Ontology annotation, molecular function: ribonuclease T2 activity; RNA binding. The record is from RefSeq and is a predicted model, not a curated record. Gene Ontology annotation, cellular component: extracellular region. Gene Ontology annotation, biological process: RNA catabolic process.
GUUCAUUGUUCAUCGUCACCUUUCUGGUUAUAUAUAUCAUCAUCAUCGUCUCUCAUCUCAUAGGCUCAGGAAUUAACCAACCCCACAAAACAGUUUCUUUAUUAUAAACAUAAUGAAACCAAACUUUUCAAUCUUUAUCAAGCUUUUCAUAUUACAAUAUCUUUCAGUUCUUUGCCAUUCUCAAGAUUUUGAUUUCUUCUACUUUGUCCAACAGUGGCCAGGAUCGUACUGCGACACAAGGCACAGUUGCUGUUAUCCAAAAACAGGAAAACCAGCAGCAGAUUUUGGGAUUCAUGGGCUUUGGCCUAAUUACAAAGAUGGAGGCUACCCUUCAAACUGUAAUCCCGAUAGUGUUUUUGAUAAAUCUCAGAUCUCAGAUUUGGUAAGCCGUUUAGAAAGGAACUGGCCAACACUGUCAUGCCCGAGUGGCGAUGGGAAUAAGUUCUGGUCACACGAAUGGGUAAAGCACGGGACGUGCGCAGAGUCAGAAUUGGACCAGCAUGAUUACUUUGAAGCAGCAUUGAAGCUGAAGGAGAAAGUUAAUCUUCUUAAAAUUCUUACAGAUGCAGGAAUUAAACCAGACGAUGAGUUUUAUGAACUGGAAACCAUUGAAGAAGCUAUAAAAGAUGCUAUCGGCUAUACACCAGGCUUAGAAUGCAAUAAGGAUGGAUCCAAAAAUACUCAAUUGUUUCAGAUUUACUUGUGUGUGGAUACUUCUGCCUCUGAAAUUAUUGAAUGUCCUGUUCUACCAAGGGGAAGUUGUGCAUCUCGAGUUCAGUUUCCUAAGUUUUAGACUAUGUAUUAAUUUGUUGUGUGUAUGUUUUCCUGGAAAAUGGGAAAAUUUUCUCGAAAUGUAUGUGUUUAGUUUCUCUAAAUUUUUUAUUUAAAACACCUAUUUAUUUUAAUUCAUGAAUAAUUUGUCAA